Aethina tumida (small hive beetle) is the source of this 854-nucleotide messenger RNA. RefSeq lists its product as uncharacterized. The transcript has 2 exons. Gene Ontology annotation, biological process: sensory perception of smell. Bases 426 to 827 code for a protein of 133 amino acids. The record is from RefSeq and is a predicted model, not a curated record. Lineage: Eukaryota; Metazoa; Arthropoda; Insecta; Coleoptera; Nitidulidae. Gene Ontology annotation, molecular function: odorant binding.
CAAAGCUCAAUUUGUAUUUUGACGCAAGUCCGGCCAUUGCGACCGUGUCCCGGGGGAGGUUCGAGUGUCUGGCACGGGGACGCGUUACGUAGGGGCCGUUUGUAAUGUAUUUUCAAUUGGGGAAAACGCUCCUCAGACAAACCGAACAUGUUUGCUUCACUUAACCCUUUAUAUCCGUAACGGGGAGUGUUACUAACUCUUUCACUACAAACGAUCGUCGAAACUUGAGUUAAACUGGUGCAGGUGGAUGGGUUUUAACUGUGUUGCGUUUCCAUUGUUCCAAUAUGUUUGCUGACUGAUUUCACGUUGUUGUGUUACAUAUAAAGCGUUUGAUUUGUGUUUUCGUCGUUGGUGUGAUAAAAGAUUGUUAAGGUCAACGAUUAGAAGGGUCUUGUGCGCAUUUAUGAGUUGACAGUCUUGAUAAAAUGAGGCAAAUUGUUGUUUUGGUCUUCGCACUUGCUAACUGUUGUUACUCAAAUCCUGUUUCGAACCAGGAAAUUAAUGCACACAUCAAUAGCACCAUAUCACAAAUACUAGAAGCCAAUUCGAAAUGCAUUGAAAAAGUCCAAUUACCAUUUAACAUGAUGGACAAAAUUAAACUGAAAGAAGAAGUGCAAGACUCUCCAUUAGUCAAGGCGUACACGAAGUGCUUCCUCACAAAACUACAACUUCUUAACCCUCAAGGAACCAUCUCAGAAGAGCAGUUUCGAAACAAAAUAAAAAACGGCAGAAAUCUGACGCAAGAUGAAAAAUCCUGUUUCGUUUCCAAAAGCAAUUCGGAAGAAACAGCCUACCAGUUUUUUAAAUGUAUGCGUUACAUCCAUUAAUUGAAGGAAUAAAUCAAAUUAAACUAC